AUGCUCUCACGUGUUGCUGCAGUCAUGGCACCCCGCACACACAACCGUCGCCGCGUGACCGGAUCCAGCGGGAGGAGGAGGGAAGGAGGAGAGAGUGAGCCGCAGAGGCCCAACAUGUCCCGGCAUCUCUUCUACUCUGCGGUGCUCCUCCUCGUCGUGAUGGUGUGCUGCGGCAGUGGAGCUGCACAAGUUGUUGUGGAGGAGCCGUCAUCUGGUCCUCAGUUUGAAUGGAGGGGCAUCAAUGAGAAUGAAGGUGAAACUGUGGACUCGUUGGGUGCUCCCAGCCUUCUAAAAGUGGGGAGUGACGUGUUUGCCGUUGCCGAGGCGCAGUGCAAGAACGGUGGUGUCGGUUUUACUGGCGUUGCAUCCCAACUUCUCACGAAAGAAACUGCUGACACACCGGAGGAAGUACUGAAAGAAUCAAAAGAUGGGACACAAGUGCUGGAGAAAGGUGCUUCCGAAGACCAAAAGAAGAAAGUGGAUGUGAGCCGACCAACAACAGUUUUGAAGGGGAAUGAUAUUUACAUGCUUGUUGGAGCCUACAAUAAAGUUGCCGUUCCUGGAGAGGAUGCCAAGCCUGACGCGGCUCAAUUGGGACUUUUGCUGUUGAAAGGGAGCGUCAGUAGCGUGGAUACAAGUAGCAAAAAAAUUGACUGGAAAGUUACUGAAAGUUCCUUGCAAGGACUUUUUGGUGCACAGCUCGAUUCCUGGACAAGGCUGAUUGGAAGCGGUGGAUCGGGUGUUAAGAUGCAUGAUGAGACUCUUGUAUUUCCUGUGGAAGGCACGAAGAAGGCGGCGGAGGGCACUCUAGUGAAUGUGAAGACUGUCUCACUGAUCAUACAGUCGAAGGAUACUACGAAUUGGACGCUGUCGAAGGGGAUGUCUGACGGUGGCUGCAGCGAUCCCUCCGUCGUGGAGUGGGAGGAGGGAAAACUCAUGAUGAUGACUGCGUGUGGUGAUGGCCCUCGCAGGGUGUACGAGAUCGGUGACAAGGGGGAGUCGUGGACGGAGGCCCUCGGGACACUCUCGCGCGUGUGGGGCAACAAAAAGGGCGUAAGUGGCGUUAGAAGCGGGUUCAUCACAGCGACGAUUGACGGUGUUGAUGAUAAAAAAGUGAUGCUCGUCACUCUGCCGGUGUAUGCCGAGGAAGGCAACGAAAAGGGCAAACUCCAUCUUUGGCUGACGGACAAUACGCACAUUGUUGAUAUUGGGCAGGUAUCCGGUGAAGGUGAGGAUGCUGCCGCCAGCUCCCUGUUGUACAACAGUGGUAAAAACAGUGGUGAUAAUGAUGAGAAGUUGAUUGCACUGUACGAGAAGAAGAAGGGCAGUGAGCAACCAUCACCCGGUAUGGUCUCUGUGCUUCUGACUGAGAAGCUGCAGCGUGUGAAGGAUGUGCUGACGACCUGGAAGGAGGUGGACGGCCGUGUCUCCCAGCUGUGCACCUCAUUAAUUGCUGAGAAGGAUCCCUCAACUGACGAUGUCUGCAACGCUGUAAAGAUCACGGCUGGGCUGGUUGGCUUUUUGUCGGGCAAUUUUUCCGGUGACACAUGGAGGGACGAGUACCUCGGCGUGAACGCCGCAGUAAAUAAUAAUAAAGAAGGGGCAGCAGCGGCAACAGUGGCCGGCACGGAUAAGGGUGUGAAGUUCACUGGGCGUGGCGCAGGGGCGGAGUGGCCUGUUGGCAAGCAGGGGGAGAAUCAGCUGUACCACUUUGCGAACUACAACUUCACUCUUGUGGCGACGGUGUCCAUCGACAAAAUGCCGGAGGGAGACACCCCCAUUCCGUUGGUGGGUGUGAAGAUGAAUGGCGAUGGAAAUAAUGUACUUCUGGAGUUGUCAUACGACAGCGGAAAGAAGUGGCAUGUGCUGUGCGGUGACAAAACGACGACGAAGCUCAGCAGCACGUGGGAGGCAGGGACACCUCAACACGUGGUGGUUUUGUUGAAGAACGGCACCCAGGGCUCCGUUUACGUCGAUGGUCAGCGUGUGGGGAAUGGAGAAUGUGCAUUGGGCAAUGGUGAGUCGAACGAGAUCUCCCACUUCUACAUUGGAGGGGAUGGAGAAAACGCAGCCAACAAAGAGGGCGUGUCUGUGACUGUGACGAACGUCCUGCUGUACAACCGCCCGUGGGAUGAAGCGGAGAUGGCCGCCUUCAGCCCGAAUAAAGCUCCUACUCCAUCUGCAGUGAAUGAGGCUUCUAUUGAAGGAGGCGCGAUUGAGACUGCUCCUGGUGGUGGACGACCGGAGGAACCGAGAGAGUCGAUGGAGAGCAGUGGUGUGAACGGUGUAUCCGCACCAACAGUGUCCAGUGCCAAGACUUCCUCAGGAGAAGAGGGGCCUGCAACCCAGUUGGCGUCAGAAAAGUCUUCCGAUGGACGUAAAAAUGUGGAUGGCGGUUCUUUUUCUGAUGGCGAGCCAACGGUGGAGACAAGAGAAGGAGGAACGGAUAGGCAGAAGGGGAUCCACGCACAGAACGGGGACGUAAAGGCUGCGGCACUCAACAGCAGUCUCGGGAAUGUGUCGCAGGGGAAUAACACCGAUGCCGGCACUGUACGUGGGAGCGGACUGCUGCCACUUCUUUUUCUAUUGGGACUGUGGGGUUUUGCGUCUCUGUGA
Molecule: messenger RNA, 2616 nt
Organism: Trypanosoma cruzi
Lineage: Eukaryota; Euglenozoa; Kinetoplastea; Trypanosomatida; Trypanosomatidae
Product: trans-sialidase, putative
Exons: 1
Coding region: 1-2616 (871 amino acids)
Molecular function (GO): transferase activity; exo-alpha-sialidase activity
Source: RefSeq, a predicted model, not a curated record